AUGUUUUUGAACGAUACGUCAGCAGUUAUUUUGGAGAAAUGCAAAGUGAAACAUUAUGAAUUAAAAAAUAUUCUGGAAGUUAAUGGAAUAUCAGAGGUGGAGAUGCUGGCAGAUUUACGUGAAAAUAUCAGACAGCUGGAAGAAUCUUUGAUUAUUUUAAAUAAAUUCCAGAUCAAGGCGGAAGAUUUAGCAAAUAAUUUUAUCGACCCAGUGAAGGCGAAGCAGACCGACGUCUUAUUGUCAGCGUUGCCUGAACUACCUCAUUCUGCCAUUUUAUCGCCAACAGUAGCCGAGAUACCUAAAAAAAAUAUUUAUGCAGCGAUUGCUCAAAAUACUGCAAUUUCAUGCCAUUCAACAGUGAAUGAGAAGGUUCCAAAAAAAAAUUGCGGAGUAAUUGCGCAAAGUGCAUUGAAACAUCGUAAUGUUGUGUCAAAACGCGCUAACGAUCAAGAGAAAAAGAUAAAGAGGAAAGCUCAAUUUCAAAAUUUGGAACUGAUAAGUAACGACGAAUUUUAUUCAAUACCUGAAACAACUCGUGGAAGAAUCAGUUUGCAGCAAGUAAAUGAGGUUUUAAAUAAAUUAAAUGCACUGAUAAAUGAGAAGUAUUCAGUCAGCGAGCGUCGUUUACCAAUUGCGAAUUCUUCGGAAGCAAACCGUACAUGGACAGAACAGACUGAUCGAGAACUUGAUGGAAGAUUUUUUGUUGCUGAGUUAGAAUUGCGAACAGUACUUCUUUCAAAGGAGAAAUUAAUCCUUAAAACAAUUUUACCUUGUUUAAGAAGCUUGAAAAGAAUUUCAACCAUUCGCAUUAAACGUGAUCUCUUUCUUGUUGUUUGUAAUCAAUCUCUAUAA
Dracunculus medinensis (Guinea worm) is the source of this 852-nucleotide messenger RNA. The record is from the annotation of a GenBank genome assembly. NCBI's taxonomy places the organism in Eukaryota, Metazoa, Nematoda, Chromadorea, Rhabditida, Dracunculidae.